This is a messenger RNA of Megalops cyprinoides (Indo-Pacific tarpon), 2121 nucleotides long. RefSeq names its product gamma-aminobutyric acid receptor subunit alpha-3-like. NCBI's taxonomy places the organism in Eukaryota, Metazoa, Chordata, Actinopteri, Elopiformes, Megalopidae. The record is from RefSeq and is a predicted model, not a curated record. The transcript is spliced from 10 exons. Gene Ontology annotation, cellular component: dendrite membrane; postsynapse; neuron projection. The coding region runs from base 234 to 1625 and encodes 463 amino acids. Gene Ontology annotation, molecular function: inhibitory extracellular ligand-gated monoatomic ion channel activity; GABA-A receptor activity; benzodiazepine receptor activity. Gene Ontology annotation, biological process: signal transduction; regulation of postsynaptic membrane potential; nervous system process.
UGUAAGCCACGGGGGAUGUAGAGGGGUUAGUUAAAGAGGGAACAGGUUCCCUGAUAACGUAUCUCUUCUCUCUCUGCCUCGUUUCAGCAUCUUUGCUUCGCUUCACAAUCUCUUUUGAAAAUAAUUAUUGGGGGGAAAUUGGAGGAACAUCACAGAGACGGCAUACGUAUAGGAGCAAAGAUCUGCAGCACAAAAAAACAACUGUUUUCUGGAUGAGCUAGCAGCAGUUUGGCAUGGCAGACAUACUCCAGAAGCUCACAGUCCCCAUCCCUGGUGUGUGGAUCUGCCUGAUGCUCCUCACUUCCUGUGCUUGGACCGGGAAAAUUCGACAUGAAGACUUCAAUCCUGAUGAUGGGAAGGACAACAUCACCAUUUUCACCAGGAUUCUGGACCGGCUCUUGGAUGGCUAUGACAACCGUUUGCGCCCUGGCCUAGGAGAGAGUGUGACAGAAGUGAAAACGAACAUCUAUGUGACCAGCUUUGGGCCAGUGUCUGACACAGACAUGGAGUACACCAUCGACGUGUUCUUCCGUCAGAGCUGGAGAGACGAGAGGCUCAAGUUCGAUGGGCCGAUGCAGGUCCUGCCCCUCAACAACCUCUUGGCCAGUAAGAUCUGGACCCCCGACACUUUCUUCCACAAUGGGAAAAAGUCUGUGGCCCACAACAUGACCACUCCCAACAAGCUCCUCCGACUGGUGGACAACGGAACACUCCUGUACACUAUGAGGUUAACAAUCCAUGCUGAGUGCCCCAUGCAUCUGGAAGAUUUUCCCAUGGAUGCUCACGCAUGUCCCCUGAAAUUUGGAAGCUAUGCUUACACUGACCAUGAGGUGGUCUAUAUUUGGACCAAUGGGGAUGACAAGUCUGUCUCGGUGGCGGAAGAUGGAUCCAGGCUCAACCAGUAUGACCUGCUGGGUCACAACAUUGGCAAAGAGGUCAUCAGUUCCAGCACAGGAAAGUACAUAGUGAUGACAACAUAUUUCCAUCUGAAAAGAAAGAUUGGCUACUUUGUGAUCCAGACAUACCUUCCCUGCAUCAUGACCGUGAUCCUGUCGCAGGUCUCCUUCUGGCUCAACCGAGAGUCAGUUCCCGCACGCACUGUGUUUGGUGUCACUACGGUCCUCACCAUGACAACACUCAGCAUCAGCGCAAGGAACUCCUUGCCGAAGGUGGCGUAUGCCACGGCCAUGGACUGGUUCAUGGCGGUUUGUUACGCCUUUGUCUUCUCUGCCCUCAUUGAGUUUGCCACUGUUAACUACUUCACCAAACGUAGCUGGGCCUGGGAGGGGAGAAAGGACGAUAUGGACAUGAAGAGACGGGAAUGUGCCCCUUUGUCAAAAAAAGCUAACAACACGUUCAACAUUGUAGGAACAACCUAUGCUAUCAAUGUGGCGAAAGAACCAGGGUUAUCAACUAUUGCCAAGAGUGCCACAGACCCAGUCAAAAUACCCAGAAUGGAGGAACAGUUUUUGGAAAGCAAGAAGACUUACAACAGUGUCAGUAAAGUGGAUAAAAUUUCCCGAAUCAUAUUCCCUGUGCUUUUUUUCAUCUUUAACUUGGCAUACUGGGUAACAUACAUCAACAGAGAACCAAUUAUUAUUAAGAACAAGAACCAAAAAAUGUGAAACUGCUCAGUAAAAUGGCUUAUAAGUGUUGUGUAAGAAGCCAAGUGCUAUCCACGGGAUGCUAAAGUUUAUUUGUUUUAUUUCGUCUUGGAAUAUGUUGCAUAUAUUAGGCACGUUGUCUGAUGUUUUAGGCUCUAUCUCCUCAGAUUGCGCUGAUCACAUCAACACUUGCUGAACAGAGAAACCAGACAAAGCGCAGUUGUCUUUUUAACUUCUGACAAGGUUCUUCAGUGCCAUUCUGUCAACUCUCAGUGUUUUGUGAAACCAUGCAGGGACACCUCACAGCUGCAAGCUGUCCGCUGCCAUUACAUUGUCUCAUAGCUAUAGACAGGAGCACCAUUAAUUGCCUUUGGUAUGUACAGUAUUAAUACUCAAUAGACAAACAUUACUUCUUGUGGAAUUCCUUUUGUGUCCUGUAGGUCUGCCUGUACAUUUUCAAGACCAGUGAAUUGUAUUGUUUUAACGGCACAAGGUUUUUUUUUUUUUAAGUGCCUUU